GAAAAGGACACUUCUCUAUUGUUGAUAGAUAGGUUGUGGUGAAGAAGAUGACGGUUGGGGCAGGGAUAACGGUGGCUGAUGGGAACUUGAAUGUUCUGGGGAAGUGCAUUCUGAGCAAUGUUCACGACAACAUCAUAUUAACUCCGGCAACCGGCGAGGUUCUUAUCAAUGGCGCUUUCCUCGGUGUUCAAUCUGACGGGGUUGGAAGCCGCAGAGUAUUCCCUGUUGGAAAGCUCGAGGGGUUGCGGUUUAUGUGUUCCUUUCGGUUCAAGAUGUGGUGGAUGACACAGAGAAUGGGGACCUGUGGGCAAGACAUACCAUUUGAGACACAGUUUAUGAUUGUGGAAGGACAUGAUGCUUCACACUUUGAAGAAACAGAUGAAGGUUCAGCGUUGUAUGUUGUGUUCCUGCCUAUUCUGGAAGGCAAUUUUAGAGCUGUUAUUCAAGGGAAUGCUGACAAUGAGUUGGAGAUAUGCCUGGAAAGUGGAGAUCCUGCUGUGGAAGAAUUCCAAGGGAGCCACCUGGUUUUUGUGGCUGCUGGAUCAAACCCCUUUGAUGUCAUCACCGAUGCAGUCAAGGCUGUGGAGAGUCAUAUGCAGACAUUUUGUCACCGUGAAAGGAAGAAGAUUCCAGACAUGUUGAACUGGUUUGGAUGGUGCACGUGGGAUGCUUUCUAUACUACGGUUACUGCAGAGGGUGUUAAGCAAGGACUGGAGAUUCUGCAGAAAGGUGGUGUUUGCCCGAAAUUUAUCAUCAUUGAUGAUGGAUGGCAAUCAGUGGGCAUGGAUCCCAACGAUGUUGGUGUUAAUGCUGAUAACUCAGCUAACUUCGCAAAUAGGUUAACUCAUAUCAAAGAGAACCACAAAUUUCAAAAGGAUGGCAAAGAGGGACAUAGGGUGGAGGACCCUGCAAUGGGACUUAAACACUUUGUUUCUGAAAUCAAAGACCAACAUGAUUUGAAAUAUGUAUGUGUAUGGCAUGCCUUAGCUGGGUACUGGGGUGGUGUCAAACCUGGGAUUGCUGGCAUGGAACACUAUGAAUCCAAGUUAGCCUAUCCUGUUUCUUCUCCCGGUGUCCAGUCACAGGAGCCCGAUGGUUCUCUGGAUUGCAUGACAAAGAAUGGGCUCGGUCUAGUGAACCCUGAGAAGGUUUAUACCUUCUAUAAUGAACUGCAUUCCUACCUUGCUUCAGCAGGUAUCUAUGGACUUAAAGUAGAUGUGCAGAACAUUCUCGAGACUGUUGGGGCAGGGCACGGGGGUAGAGUUAAACUUGCAAGAAGAUAUCAUCAAGCACUAGAGGCUUCUAUCUCCAGAAACUUUCCGGAUAAUGGAAUUAUAUCUUGCAUGAGUCACAACACAGAUAGCCUCUACAGUGGAAAGCGGAUAGCUGUGAUUAGAGCAUCUGAUGAUUUUUGGCCUAGAGAUCCUGCAUCUCACACCAUUCACAUUGCAUCAGUUGCAUACAAUACUAUAUUCUUGGGAGAGUUCAUGCAGCCAGAUUGGGAUAUGUUUCAGAGUUUGCACCCAAUGGCUGAAUACCACGCUGCAGCACGAGCAGUGGGUGGCUGUGCUAUAUAUGUCAGCGACAAGCCUGGACACAGCAACUUUGAUGUGUUGAGGAAGCUUGUACUUCCAGAUGGCUCAGUAUUGCGGGCCAAACUUCCAGGACGGCCAACUAGAGAUUGCUUGUUUUCGGAUCCUGCAAGAGAUGGAAAAAGUGUUCUAAAGAUUUGGAAUAUAAACCAUGUUAAUGGAGUUGUUGGCGUGUUUAACUGCCAAGGAGCCGGGUGGUGCAGAGUUGAGAAAACAAACCUCAUCCACGACGAACAACCUGGAACAGUUACUGGAACAAUUCGAGCUAAGGAUGUUGAAUACUUACCAAGAAUCACUCAUGGUGAUUGGAAUGGCGACGUGGUUAUCUAUUCUUACCGCCAAGAAAACUUGGUCUAUCUUCCUAAAAACUGCAUCCUGCCGGUUACAUUGAAGGCAAAAGAAUACGAGGUUUUCACGGUUGUUCCUAUCAAGAACAUGUCGUCGGGAUCUGCAUUUGCUCCUAUAGGCCUUGUGAAGAUGUUGAAUUCAGGAGGAGCCAUCACAGAUGUAAAGUAUGAAGCAGAAGGAACAGGAGCAGUGUGCAUGAAAGUACGAGGCUGUGGUGCAUUCGGAGCAUAUUCAUCAGUGAGACCAAGAAGAAUUGCAGUUGACAGCACAGAAGUGGAAUUCCAAUACGAGGAUGCAUCUGGUUUCAUUACAUUUGAACUGGGAAUCCCAGAAAAAGAGCUGUAUCUGUGGGAUGUUGUAGUUGAUCUGUAAAUGUAUUCAGUUGGGUGCCUCAUUGCAACCUAGACAGUUGCUAUCAUGUGUCAACAUUAAACCUUUGUAAGGAAAUUCUUGUUAAAAUACUAAAAUAAUAAUUGCCA
Molecule: messenger RNA, 2419 nt
Organism: Ipomoea nil (Japanese morning glory)
Lineage: Eukaryota; Viridiplantae; Streptophyta; Magnoliopsida; Solanales; Convolvulaceae
Product: probable galactinol--sucrose galactosyltransferase 1
Exons: 13
Coding region: 48-2312 (754 amino acids)
Source: RefSeq, a predicted model, not a curated record